Corythoichthys intestinalis (scribbled pipefish) is the source of this 3427-nucleotide messenger RNA. Its product is annotated as moesin-like. The transcript has 16 exons. Gene Ontology annotation, cellular component: filopodium; adherens junction; plasma membrane. The record is from RefSeq and is a predicted model, not a curated record. Gene Ontology annotation, biological process: positive regulation of early endosome to late endosome transport; positive regulation of protein localization to early endosome; regulation of organelle assembly. Gene Ontology annotation, molecular function: actin binding; cell adhesion molecule binding. The coding region runs from base 5 to 1990 and encodes 661 amino acids. Lineage: Eukaryota; Metazoa; Chordata; Actinopteri; Syngnathiformes; Syngnathidae.
UCAAAUGUGCUGCAGGAAUUUGUUGUUGCACCAGGGAGAUGCAUGUGAGCCUUUUGGAUUUCAAAUAGUUCCCGUUCACCCUCGGAGAAUGGCCAAAACAAGUCCGACAACUCUGGGACCAUUGGAUUUACAAGGAAAGAAAAGGCGACAAGCGACCAUUGGAAGAAUUCUUUUACCACAGACUACAGAUAAGAGAAGAAAAAUGUCCACUCCUCCACCAACCUCUUGUGAGUGGAUGCUCCUGGUUGAACAGAAGAAUAUAAAUGUUCGGGUGACAAGCAUGGAUGCUGAGCUGGAAUUUGCCAUCCUGCCCAGCACCACAGGCAAACAGCUUUUUGAUCAGAUAGUGAAAACUAUUGGGCUGAGGGAAACUUGGUUCUUCGGUCUUCAGUACCAGGACAGCAAAAGCUUCUCUACCUGGCUAAAGCUCAACAAAAGGGUGACUGCUCAAGAUGUGAAGAGAGACAACCCUCUGUUGAUUAAGUUCAGGGCAAAGUUUUACCCUGAGGAUGUUGCAGAGGAACUCAUCCAGGAGGCAACUCAACGUCUCUUCUUUCUGCAGGUAAAAGAGAGCAUCCUAAAUGACGACAUUUACUGUCCACCUGAGUCUGCUGUUCUAUUAGCCUCAUAUGCAGUUCAGGUCAAACAGGGAGACUUCAGGAAAGAUUAUCACGUACCAGGCUACCUAACACGAGAGAAGCUGCUUCCCCAAAGGGUUUUAGAGCAGCACAAACUGAAUAAGAAUCAGUGGGAGGAAAGAAUUCAAGUGUGGCAUCAAGAGCACAAGGGAAUGCUAAGGGAGGAUGCGAUCGUGGAAUACUUGAAGAUAGCCCAGGAUCUUGAGAUGUAUGGGGUCAAUUACUUCAGUAUCAAGAACAAGAAAGGAACUGAGCUGUGGUUGGGAGUGGACGCUCUAGGCCUCAACAUAUAUGACAAAAAGGACAAGCUAACCCCCAAGAUUGGCUUCCCCUGGAGUGAGAUCAGGAACAUUUCCUUCAAUGACAAGAAGUUCGUCAUCAAACCUAUUGACAAGAAAUCUCCGGACUUUGUUUUCUAUGUACCCCGUCUUCGCAUCAACAAACGUAUACUGGCACUGUGUAUGGGGAAUCACGACUUGUACAUGCGCAGACGUAAACCGGACACCAUCGAGGUGCAGCAGAUGAAGGCCCAAGCGAAGGAGGAGAAGAACAAGAGGCAGAUGGAGAGGGCUCUGCUUGAAAGUGAGAAAAAAAAGCGCGAAAAUGCUGAGAAGGAAACCGAGAAGAUUGCUCGUGAAACUAUGGAGCUGAUGGAGAGAUUGCGACAGAUUGAAGAGCAGACAAAGAGAGCUCAAGAUGAGUUGGAGGAGCAGACUCGCAGAGCGCUUGAGUUAGAGAAGGAGAAGGCACUUGCACAGGAGGAAGCUCAGAGCCUGGACAAUGACCACAGGGCCGCAAUGCAGGCUAAAGAGGCUCUGCUACAGCAUCCUCUAUCUGAGAUGAAGAGUCAGGACGAGCUGGCCACUGAGCUGGCAGAGCUUACAACGAAAAUCUCCCAGCUGGAGGAUGCCAAGAAGAAAAAAGACGAGGAGGCAAUGAGAUGGCAGAAAAGGGCGAUGAUGGUUGAAGCUGAUUUAGAGCGGACCAAAGAAGAGCUGAAGUCUAAAAUAAUGGGAAUCCACAUCCAGGAUUCUGUUCACACUCACAUGCAUGAUCACGACGAGACAGAUGAGAGCAGCGCGGAGGCGAGUGCUGAGUUAAUGUCUCCUGGCACUGUACGAGACCGCAGUGAAGAGGAAAGAAUAACAGAGGCCCAGAAGAACCAGAGACUGCAGAAAAAUUUGAAGUUCCUGAGUACUGAGCUUGCUCGAGCUGUGGACGAAAGCAAAAAGACCCCAAAUGACCUGAUCCAUGCUGAGAACGUAAAGGCUGGUCGCGACAAAUACAAGACCCUGCGUCAGAUUCGUCAGGGCAAUACCAAACAGCGCAUUGAUGAAUUUGAGUCCAUGUGAGAAAAGUCCACUGUAGAUGGACUGAAUGAUUCACUAAAUUGGAUCUAACAGAGAAACAGAGAAGUAGAGCAGUAUUGAAUUGAUGCCAGUAUAAUAUCUCAGAAUUGAUGUGUAGUCGUAAUAUGACAACAAAUUAUGUACUGUUACUGUCCUUGAUUUUCUAUGCUUGAUUUGACUUGAGCCUGUGAGGAAAAUUAUAUUACUUGCAAACAUACACCAACCAUAACAUGAAAUACUCCUGCACAAUCUAAUUAGAGCCAUAAUCUUCAUCAAAUUUAAUGUAUUCUGCAUUUUUAAAGCUAAUAAAGUCUGGUUUGAUGAAAGCUGAUAGAGAUAUUGUUUUACUAAUUAGGUACUUUAUUAUUGUCAAGCUAAUCUGAUAGUUUUGAAUAUGUACGGUAAUGCAGUUUUCCCAUGUCUUUCCAUUUAAGGCAUAGAUAUUUAGUUUUACGUACUUAAUUCUUACAAAUAAACAAAACAAAAAAAAAAACACAAACUGACAGAGUCAGUGAAAACUGAGCAGUUAGAAUUUGUGGCACAGUAAUGGAUCUCAUUAGUUUGUGCUGGUGUGUAUGACGUAUCAAAGUAGUUUUUUCCGGUUCAUUGAUUUUUUUUUUUUUUAUUUUUAUCUUCCUAUGAAUAAUACAACUUGGAUCUGGCAUUUACAGUAAGUUGUUCAUAUUGUUCUCACCGACUGCAAAUGUUUAUUGUCUUUACCUCGUUGAAAUAUACAGUAGUCACCAUCAGUUUGACUGUAUACGCUCUUUCAUAAGGUUUUGAAUUCCCUUCCACGUGCCAAAUAAUGCGCUUCAUGAAACAGUAGCAAUUAGAUUGAAAGGAAAAUACUCAUGCCUUUUAAGAGUGGUAAAAUAGCAUAAUCACAUUAACUUUGGACUCUGUUUCUCAUUCUUUAUCAUGAGAAAGUGUGUCCAAACGGCUGACUGGUAGUUUAUGUUUCCUGCAUUUUUGUCUUUCCUGUUUGUUAUGCUUUUUCCCUUCACAUUCAUCUCCUCACUUUUUUGACGUAUCACUUUCUCCAUCUUGAUUGCAAUAACAUCGUAAUUUUGACAGCUUCAAAACUUAAUAUGAAUAUCUAAGUCUGAAUGGCACAUUCAAUAUCAAGCUAUAUUGUGUGAUUAGAUGACCUACCAAAGUCUGUUACUCCAGCUUUUUUGAGCCGGGUCACUAUUGUUGCAUAUUAUAAUUAUGCAGCUCACCCCUCUGAUUGCAGUUGAAAUUAAUUACCGUAAUUUUUGGACUAUAAGGCACACCUGAGUAUAAGCAGUCUCCUGAAUUUUUUUGUCUUUCCCGUUUGUUCUGCUUUUUCCCUUCACAUUCAUCUCCUCACUUUUUUGACGUAUCACUUUCUCCUUCUUGAUUUCAAUAACAUCGUAAUUUUGACUGCUUCAAAACUUAAUAUGAAUAUGUACUAGUAAG